UCACAAACACCACUCUUCCAAGCAAAACCAAUACACCAAAUGGAAUCCCAGUCUCCUGUUCACGUUUUUCUCGUUUCUUGCCUUGGACAGGGCAAUAUCAACCCUCUUUUUAGGCUCGGCAAACGUCUUGCCUCUAAAGGUUUGCUAGUGACUUUCUCCGCGCCCGCCCAUAUUGGAAAACAGUUGAGAAAACUUGGCAACAUCAAUGAAGAGUCUACCCCAAUUGGUGACGGCUUUAUCCGUUUUGAGUUCUUUGAGGAUGGAUGGGAAGACGAGGAUCCAAGACGUGAAGACCCUGACCAAUACCUGCCACAGAUGGAGAAGGUAGGAAAACAAGCGAUCCCUCAGUUGAUCGCAAAAAAUGCCAAACACAACCGCCCCGUUUCCUGCCUCAUUACCAACAUAUUAAUCCCUUGGGUGUUUGAUCUUGCGCACGCUCUUGGCUUGCCUUGUGCGUUGCUCUGGGUUCAAUCCUGUGCCUCUUUCGCUGCGUACUACCAUUACUAUCAUGGGUUGGUGCCUUUUCCAACUCAAACUCAUCCAAAAAUCGACGUUCAAUUGCCUUGUAUGCCAUUGUUGAAACACGACCAAAUUCCCACCUACUUGCUUCCAGAAUCACGUUUUCCUUCCUUGAGGAGGGGAAUUUUGGAUCAGUUCAAGAACCUCCAUUUGCCUUUCUGCAUAUUGUUAGACACUUUCCAAGAACUCGAGUUCGAAAUCAUUGACUACAUGUCAAAGCUUUGCCCGCUCAAGACUGUCGGUCCACUCUACAAGGACCAAAACGUCACCAUCAAGGGCGAUCUUCUGAAGGCUGAUUUAGGCUGCAUUGAAUGGCUCGACUCGAAACCUCCUUCAUCAGUGGUAUACAUUUCAUUUGGCAGUCUUGCUAUUUUGAAACAAGAACAAGUUCAUGAGAUUGCCCAUGGGCUGUUGAAUUCUGGUAUGUUUUUCCUAUGGGCAUUGAGAUCGCCCCACAAUCAUCUUCCCGAAGGAUUCUGGGAGAAAUUAGGAGAUAAUGGGAAGGUCGUGCAAUGGAGUCCACAAGAGAAGGUGUUGAAUCACCCUUCGGUAGCCUGCUUCGUGACGCACUGUGGUUGGAACUCUACGAUGGAGUCACUCUGCUCCGGAAUACCGGUCAUCACAUUCCCACAAUUUGGUGAUCAGGUAACGGAUGCCGUAUACUUAAUAGAUGUGUUCAAGACAGGAGUGAGGAUGGGCUGUGGAAUGGCUGAAAACAGAACAAUUCCAAGGGAAGAAAUAGAGAAGUGCUUGCGUGAGGCCACGUCUGGCGCCAAGGCAGCAAAUAUUAAGCAGAACGCCUUGAAAUGGAAGGCAGCAGCAGAGGCAGCCCUGGCGGAGGAUGGUUCUUCUGGGAGUAACUUGCAAGCCUUUGUGGAUGAGGUGAGGUGGAGGGCUGCAGAACUUGCUGAUGGCUUGGUCAACAAGUCAACAGCGAAUUAGAAGGACUAGUACAGCGAAAUGGUGGUUGGGAAGAUGGUUUAUUAGUGUUAGAAAAAUGUGAAGAUCAAGUAACAAUUCUAUUUGGAUUUGUUCGUCGAAUGUAUCCCACCCAUGGUUCUAAGAAAGUUGGUUCGUCGUGUUGUGUCGUGUGUUAUCAAUUUCUACUUUAGCCUAUUGAACGAGAGGAUGUGUUGUCGUUAAUUUUUAUGUUUUAUAAUUAUAAUAAUGGUGUUGUGUCGUGUGUCACCAAUUUCGUUUUUAGUCUAUUGAAUAUCCAAUAGGAUGCGUUAUCAUUAAUUUUUUUUGUUUUAUAAUUAUAAUAAAGAUAGUAUUGUCGU
Molecule: messenger RNA, 1799 nt
Organism: Rubroshorea leprosula
Lineage: Eukaryota; Viridiplantae; Streptophyta; Magnoliopsida; Malvales; Dipterocarpaceae
Source: the annotation of a GenBank genome assembly